This is a messenger RNA of Poecilia reticulata (guppy), 3478 nucleotides long. RefSeq names its product actinin, alpha 1 (gene actn1). The record is from RefSeq and is a predicted model, not a curated record. Lineage: Eukaryota; Metazoa; Chordata; Actinopteri; Cyprinodontiformes; Poeciliidae. Gene Ontology annotation, molecular function: calcium ion binding; protein binding.
AAGUUUUUGCGUCUGUCGCUCCUUCGAUACAAGACCUGCCUACAGCUUCCAGCGGGCUGCUCCUGCUAGGAGGGGAAUACGGAGAGCAGAUAGAGACACAGGCAGAGUUGGAGGGGUGGGAGACAAAAAGAGAGAGAGAGAGAUAGAGAGAGAGAGGGAAGCCGGGGGUUGGACCGUUAAUUUCAUCCACACACACCGAGGAGAGUAGCCCGUAUAGCCGCAGCGAAAACAUCACCUCGCCCCGCUGGGACGCAAGCAGAGAGCGACCGCAUCCAGCCAGCGUUCAGAAGACCCGCGGAUAGUAUGGAACACUAUGACGGAGAGAACGACUACAUGCACCAGGAAGAUGACUGGGACCGGGAUCUGCUCCUGGACCCAGCCUGGGAGAAACAGCAGAGAAAGACUUUUACAGCUUGGUGCAACUCACACCUCAGAAAAGCCGGCACGCAGAUCGAGAACAUCGAGGAGGACUUUCGGGACGGGCUGAAGCUCAUGCUGCUGCUGGAGGUCAUUUCAGGUGAACGCUUGGCCAAACCAGAGAGAGGCAAGAUGAGAGUCCACAAGAUCUCCAACGUCAACAAAGCGCUCAACUUCAUCGCCAGCAAAGGAGUGAAGCUGGUCUCUAUCGGAGCAGAAGAGAUUGUAGACGGUAACGCUAAGAUGACCCUGGGAAUGAUCUGGACCAUUAUCCUCCGCUUCGCCAUCCAGGACAUUUCUGUGGAAGAGACGUCGGCCAAAGAGGGCCUCCUGCUGUGGUGCCAGAGGAAAACUGCGCCCUAUAAGAACGUCAACAUCCAGAACUUUCACAUCAGCUGGAAGGACGGCUUGGGCUUCUGUGCACUCAUUCAUCGACACCGUCCAGAACUCAUAGACUACGGGAAACUGCGCAAGGAUGACCCCAUGACCAACCUGAACACAGCCUUUGACGUGGCAGAGAAGUACCUGGACAUCCCCAAAAUGUUGGAUGCAGAAGACAUCAUUAGCACCUUGAGGCCAGAUGAGAAGGCCGUCAUGACUUAUGUGUCGUGUUACUACCACGCAUUCUCAGGCAAGCAGAAGGCGGAGACAGCGGCCAACCGGAUCUGCAAGGUGCUGGCAGUGAACCAGGAGAACGAGCAGCUGAUGGAGGACUACGAGAAGCUGGCCAGUGAUCUGUUGGAGUGGAUCCGUUGCACCAUCCCCUGGCUGGAGAACAGACUGCCUGAGAACACCAUGCAGGCCAUGCAGCAGAAGCUGGAGGACUUCAGGGAUUACCGUCGUCUCCACAAGCCGCCCAAAGUGCAGGAGAAGUGCCAGCUGGAGAUCAACUUCAACACCCUUCAGACCAAACUGAGGCUCAGCAACAGGCCCGCCUUCAUGCCCUCCGAGGGAAAGAUGGUCUCGGACAUUAAUAACGCUUGGGGAAGCCUAGAGGGAGCGGAAAAGGGCUAUGAAGAGUGGCUCCUCAACGAGAUUCGCCGGCUGGAGCGACUCGACCACCUGGCGGAGAAAUUCCGGCAGAAAGCAGCGAUCCACGAAGCCUGGACCGAAGGUAAGGAGGACUUGCUGCAGAAGCUAGACUACGAGACCGCCUCUCUGUCAGAGAUCAAGGCUCUGCUGAAGAAACACGAGGCCUUCGAGAGCGACCUGGCCGCACACCAGGAUCGCGUGGAGCAGAUCGCGGCGAUAGCGCAGGAGUUAAAUGAGCUGGACUACUACGACUCCCCCAGUGUAAACGCUCGCUGCCAGCGGAUCUGCGAUCAGUGGGACGCACUGGGAGCCAUGACCGUGAAACGCACUGAGGCGCUGCAGAGAACUGAGAAGUUGCUAGAAACUAUCGACCAGCUGUACCUUGAGUUUGCCAAAAGAGCAGCGCCGUUCAAUAACUGGAUGGAGGGCGCCAUGGAGGACCUGCAGGACACUUUCAUCGUUCACACAAUUGAAGAAAUCCAGGGACUGAGCACAGCCCAUGAGCAGUUCAAAGCCACGCUGCCAGAGGCUGACAAAGAGCGCCAGGCCAUCCUGGGCAUCCACAAUGAGAUUGCCAAAAUCGUGCAAACCUACCAUGUGAACAUGGCCGGCACAAAUCCCUACACAACUAUCAACCCACAGGAGAUCAACGCUAAAUGGGAUAAGGUCAGGCAGCUGGUGCCUCAGCGAGACCAGGCUCUUAUCGAAGAGCACGCCCGGCAGCAGAACAACGAGCGUCUGCGCAGGCAGUUCGCCACACAGGCCAACAUCAUCGGGCCCUGGAUACAGACCAAGAUGGAGGAAAUCGGCCGGAUCUCGAUCGAAAUGCACGGCACCCUAGAGGACCAGCUGACGCACCUCCGCCAGUACGAGAAAAGCAUUGUCAACUACAAGCCAAAGAUCGACCAGCUGGAGGGAGACCACCAACUCAUUCAGGAGGCUCUCAUCUUUGACAACAAACACACCAACUACACAAUGGAGCACAUCCGUGUGGGCUGGGAGCAGCUACUCACCACCAUCGCCCGCACCAUCAACGAAAUUGAGAACCAGAUCCUGACACGAGACGCCAAGGGCAUCAGCCAGGAGCAGCUGAACGAGUUCCGCGCCUCCUUCAACCACUUCGACAGGGACCACUCGGGCACUCUAGGCGCGGAAGAGUUCAAGGCCUGCCUGAUCAGCCUGGGCUUCGAUAUCGCCAACGACGCGCAGAAGAGAACAGGAAUCAUGGAUGCAGAAGACUUCAAAACCUGCCUUAUCUCCAUGGGUUACAACCUGGGGGAAAACGAGUUCUCCCGCAUCAUGAGCGUAGUGGACCCCAACAGAAUGGGCAUCGUCACUUUCCAGGCCUUCAUAGACUUCAUGUCCAGAGAGACGGCCGACACGGACACAGCCGACCAGGUCAUGGCGUCCUUCAAGGUUCUUGCUGGGGACAAGAACUACAUCUUGGCUGACGAGCUGCGCCGUGAGCUGCCCCCAGACCAGGCCGAGUACUGCAUCGUGCGCAUGGCCCCCUACACAGGCCCCGACGGCGUCCCCGGAGCCCUGGAUUACAUGUCCUUCUCCACGGCUCUAUACGGGGAGAGCGACCUCUGAACACUGGCGUCGGGCAUCCUGACCCGUGACCAUCCUCCCCCUGCUCCGUUCACCGCCACGUGCUCCGGCCUGCCUCCACUCUCCUGUCCAGCUGUGCUCAUUUUGUUUUUGUUUUUUUUUUUGCUUGUUUUUUUUCUUUUUUGUAUGUUUCAGGCCUUAUUUUUUUGUCAGUAUCUUCCAUGUCCUCUCACCUGUCCAGCUUCGUCACCGCUCCCUCCUCCCCUCUCUCGCUCCGUCUUUGUUGUGUCAACGCAAAGCAGCGACUCUCCAGGUUUACAAAGAGGGAGAGAUAAAAUGUGUUGUUUUUUUGUCAUUGAUUUUCUUCUGAAAAAUGAAUAAAGUUAACAUAUUUUAUUAUACUGAACAAAAAAAGGUAUUUUUCUUCACCUGGUUGAAAUAAGAGACGAAAAAUUGUAAUAAAGAAAAAAAAAACGUC